GUGUAAUACCUUUCCUUGGAAGGCGAUGUUGAGGUAGACUGUUCUGUUUCUAAGGACAUUUUAUCGCUCAAAGGCACGACCAGGACCGCUAGGUGAACAGGACCAGAAAUAUAUAUGAUGGGGUUCUGACAGUUCCAUGCUGUGUGUUAUUUUGUAACUCUGUGCUGGGACCAUGGGGGAUCUGGUGGCUUUUGAGGCUGAACUGAACAACAUUGUCAAAGAGUAUCUGGACUUCUGUAGUUAUGAGGACACAUCCACCACGUUUGAGCAGGAGUGCUCCAGAAAGGGCAAACCCAACCCCAUCUCAGGCGGGCGUGUCAAGAACAACGAGAAGAAACUGGGUUUACAGCGAGAGUUUGUGACCCUGUUUGACCACGGUGAGCGGCGUGAUUUCUUCGUGCUGUGGGAUCAGCACAUCCCGUCUUACAUCAGGAAGGACGACUCUGUUAGUCAGAAGCUGGAGUUUUACCUACAUAUCUACUUUGCCAUCUACCCUAUCAAGUACGGACAAAGCAAAAAUAGCAAAGCCAAGAUGGAUGAAGCCAUGUCAGCGUUUAAAGACUACCUCGAGACGGGCGGCGCUUCUCUUAGCCAGACCACGGAGUUCCUCCCGUUCUACGCACUUCCCUUCGUCCCCAACCCACGCGCUCAUCCCUCCUUCAAGGAGCUAUUCUCUGAAUCUUGGGUCCCUGACUUGAAGAUGCGUCUGGAGAAGUUUCUUACCUUGACCCUGAAGUCAGCGUCCCAGCCAAGACUGUUUGACAUGUACAGGGAUGGAGGCUCCGUCAGUAAGGAGAUGUUGGGACAGAUGCAGCACAUGCAGCAGCAGGUUGUAGAUGCUGAGAAGAGAACCAUGACAUACAUGAAGAGAUACAACAAGAUGCAGGGUGACUAUCACAACCUGAUUGGAAUCACAGCAGAACUCGUCGACUCUCUGGAAAACUGUGUGCAUGGUGACAUGGUGACACCAGAGUAUCUACAAGGUGUUUGUAAUCGACUCUUCAGUAACCAGAUGAGACAGACCAUGGAUUUCACCAGACCUGGAACGCCUGAUUAUUACCAGGCUGGAGCAGCACUAAGGGACUCCAUAGCUCCACAAAAUCAAACGAAGCCUGCGGAUGAACCGGGGCUGCUGCCGUCGCUGGACUACGACAGCGUAAAGCGAGACAUGACACACGGGCCGGAGCGAAUUAGGGCACUGCUGCUGCAGGCACUCAGAUGGAGACUGACGCGUUCGGUUGCCGGGGAACAGCGGAACACGGUCCUGGCAGCGUACAUCAACAACGACCUGCUGGGGUGCACGGUGGAAGGACCGCACAGGCAAGCAGUGUUGGACAUGCUGAGUUCGCCCAGUGAGGUGGUGAGACAGUACACAGCACGACUGUUCAACACAUUUGCGUCGCUCGCUGACGGUCGGACGUACCUGGCACAGUGUACGGAAGUGUUGCAGGUGUUGGAGGAUACGCUGAAAGCUGAGGACAAGGACUCCAUCACACGGGAAAAUGUACUCGGAGCCCUGCAGAAACUCAGCCUAAGACGACAUCUACAGAGUCUGAUGAUUGACAAUGGCAUCAUCUCCUGGCUAGUUGACAUUCUAGAAGACAGCGAUGCACUAUCAGAUUACACCCUGGAGUAUUCCGUGGCAUUGCUCAUGAACUUGUGUCUCAGGACUGCAGGUAAACACAAGUGUGCAAUGGAGGCCCACAAGGUUCUGAAGGUGCUGACAGACCUACUGGGAAUUGACAACCAGGAGAUCCGGCCAUAUGUGAAUGGUGCCCUGUACAGUAUCCUGGCUAUUCCCACCAUCAAAGAGGAGGCCAAGGCAAUGGGCCUGGAAGACAUCCUGAAGAUGUACAUUAAGGAGGGAAACAACGACAUGAACCGACAGUUUGAGUUCAUCAUCAAACAGCUGAACUCUAACGAGCCGCCGAGUGAUGCUGACUCGGAUGAUGAAGAGGAGGAGGACGAUGAUGAUGAUGAGGACCAAGAUGCCAUGGAGGCAGACCUGGAUAAGGCGGAGGUGUUGAAACCAGCACCAGGAGAACUGGUGGGAGAGAAACUACUGAGUUCUGAGUACCUGGGGAUUAUGACCCAUUCCUUGAGCCCAAGGAGGAAGGGGUGGACAGACAACGUUUCUGCUUUAAACGAGCCGUUGACACGACCGAUCACACCGACAUCACGGAAAGCUGGGCUGAUACCAUCACAGCAGGGAUCACGAGCUGCAGCUGGCUACCAGUCCCCGACUAAGGGACAGUACAAUAACGGUGCCGUAGGGGGUUACUCUCGGCCGGCCACCUCCAACUCUCGACCUCCGACCCAGGCAGGCAGUCGUAGCCGGCCUAACACCGGCCCCAGCCGGCCACAGACUGGUAACAGGAAUGCAGCAGGGGAUGGGCAGACAUCUGAUUUCUUGGCAACACACACUGGGUUGCAGUCAUCUCGUCCCCUUGCACCAGUGGUGGAUGAUCAGUUCCUCAGGCCAAGCUCAAAAAGUAGCAAUGUAAAUGACUACUCCCAGGCGUUCGGCAGUCGCCCGAAGAUCCCGCGGACUCCGGAGGUGGGAGGGGGGCGGCUGAGCACGCCACCGCCCGGCCCGCAGAGGUCAUCAUCUCCGCCUUUAUCCAGGCCAACAUCCGGCAGACAAAGUGGAGCUUCUCGGAAGAGCACGUCAGCCGACCUGGUCUCCCACCAGCAGAGGACAGCAUCCCGCAACAAGAAAUCAGCUUAGACCCCAUCCUCCUUAUACAUAGCUGCAGUAAGGCUCCACCCACGCUACACAUACAUUUGUAGCUGCAGUAAGGCUCCACCCACCAUACACAUACAUUUGUAGCUGCAGUAAGGCUCCACCCACCCUACACAUAGCUGCAGUAAGGCUCCACCCACCCUACACAUAGCUGCCGUAAGGCUCCACCCACCCUACACAUAAUUGCAGUAAUAUUACCCAUAGAUAAAGCACACACAUCUACAGGAAAGUCUGCUCUAUAUCAUAUUGAAGAAGUGCAGCUGUAAUUAUACAUGUAGUACAUGUAGCUUCUCUUGAUAUGAACAACUUCUCUAAUGGACCACUCCUACCAGAGUUGUCGACAAACAGGCUCUUUUUUAUGACUCAUUACAACAGAUCAACUUAAAACUUGUUGCUGUCAAGUUUGUUGUCAAGACUUAUUUUAAUUAAGGCUGUAUUAGAAGUUGAAUGCUGUAUUUAGAGUCAUUGCAACUGAAUGUUAGGAAAUGUUACCUACAUAUUGUAGCUGCAUUGACUCAAUACUUUGUAACUGUCAAUUGUAAACAGUUAAAAGGAGUUGCAGCUGGAUUAUCUAAAAAUUGACAGGAAGAAUAGACUUGUGGAAAUCAAUGUUUUGUAGGAUAACUUUGGCUUAGCCUUCUCCCUGCUUCCAAACCCUGUAACCAAAAGAGAAUUGGCUAUUUCAGUGUGCUAAACAUUAAGUUGUCAAACUGAUGAUGUGUUGUAUAAGCUUGAGUACUGAGUCCAGAAGCAUCAACUGUCAGUAACUUCUCACUUCAUCAUGUACCCAAGUACUGUCUAAACUCAGAAUUGUGCAGAGAUUUUUAAAUAUUUAUGAAUUUGUAUCAGUUAAGUGUCAUCCUUGAAAUACUCUGAAUGUUUGAACUUUUAUACAUAUUACAUUGAAUAUUUUAAGCUGAAGCUUAUUGUAAGCAUUCCAAAUAUCAGAGACCAGGAAUUUAGUAAAUUGUGUUGCUUCAAGGAUAUGCUAAAAGGGUUUUAAAAAUGAAAACUGAAGACCAUAUCAGAUAAAAUGUACAUACAAGCCAUACUGCACAUGGUUCUACCAGCUUCAUAUUAGCACACUUUUAGUUUAGAUUUAAUUUAGCAGUUCAUAACAAUACAUUAGACUGGUU
Messenger RNA from Branchiostoma belcheri (Belcher's lancelet), 3879 nucleotides. Its product is annotated as lisH domain-containing protein ARMC9-like. NCBI's taxonomy places the organism in Eukaryota, Metazoa, Chordata, Leptocardii, Amphioxiformes, Branchiostomatidae. Gene Ontology annotation, molecular function: protein binding. The coding region runs from base 173 to 2728 and encodes 851 amino acids. Gene Ontology annotation, cellular component: ciliary tip; ciliary basal body; centriole. Gene Ontology annotation, biological process: cilium assembly. The record is from RefSeq and is a predicted model, not a curated record. The transcript is spliced from 28 exons.